Messenger RNA from Microplitis mediator, 2326 nucleotides. RefSeq lists its product as uncharacterized. The record is from RefSeq and is a predicted model, not a curated record. Bases 246 to 1919 code for a protein of 557 amino acids. Lineage: Eukaryota; Metazoa; Arthropoda; Insecta; Hymenoptera; Braconidae. The transcript has 5 exons.
GAACCCAAAAAUAAUCAAGUUCACUAUCAUUAAAUUAAAAAUACUUAUAACCUUAACAAAUAAAUGAAACUUUCACCCAACAAUACAUGUUGCUUAUUAACAACAAUAAUAGUAAAUUUUAAAAUUUAUAAGCAACUAAAAAAAAAAGUUUAACUACAAAACAGUUGACAUUUAACAUCAUCCAGUUAAAAUGUCCGGUUGAUUAUUAAUUUAUUUAGUAGAUAAUAAUAAUAAUAAUUAUUAUUAUGGACAAAAAUACAGGAGGAGGUGGAGGUGCUGAUGACGAUGAUGUAUCAUUUCAUUUGGGGGAAUUGUUUAAUAGCUAUGAAGAACUGGAGUAUAAAUUAGAAAAAUUUUCUAAACGAAGUUUGGUUCAUUACUGGAGAAGAGACAGUAGAACUGUCAGCGGUGCCCACAUGAAAACUGCAAGGCCUAUUAGCGAGAAACUUAAAUAUUAUUCUGUUAAAUACGCGUGUAUUUAUGGGGGACAAAAAUUUUUACCACGUGGUGCUGGCAGACGGCAAUCACAAUCAAUCAGAACAAACUGUCCUGCUCAUAUUAUGUUAAGAGCAUCAAAGGAUGGAACAAAAUUAGAAGUUACUAGUGUAAAUAAUGAACACAAUCACGAAAUAUCUGAGGAAUUAUUUAAAAAAUUACCGCAAGAGAGAAAAUUAUGCGGUGAAAUGAAACGGGAAGUACAGGAGCUCAUGCAGUUACACAUUGAUCGGAAACGAUUGAAAGAGUAUAUACGUUUACGGACGGACAAAGUAUUACGAUCAAAGGAUUUGUUCAAUAUCGCCGCGGCAAAUAAAGAAAAGGUAGACAUUUCUCCCGAGAGAGCUUUUGAACUUUAUGAACGAAUGCGUGACUUGGUGGAUGUGCCGCGUAGCAAUUCUGGCGGUAAAGUAUUUUCGGAAUCUGAGGAUGAAAUGUCGCAGACUGUCAAACGAAUCAAAAGGGAACCGCCUCGAUCACCCUGGGGACAAGAUGAAUUAUCAUCAGAACUAGCAGAAGUAAGUGAAGGUAAUGAUGGGGAUGAUUCGUACACUCAGUUAUCACAAGAAGAAGUCGUCGAUGACAUGGACACAUCAGAAGGUCAAUUACUGAGCACAAAUACUGAGGGUGAUUUGAUAUCAGCCAAUGGAGAGAUAGUCGGUGAACUAGUUAUGGAAGACGGAGAUCCAUCAGUUAUCGUCGAGUCGAUAGUAAAUUCCGACGGGUCGGUAUUCGUUGACGAACGUGAUUUCAAUAGUUACUGCGAUGAUCAUCACUUAACACAUCAAGUAGACGAUGAUCAUCCCGAUAAUCAAGUCUUGUCAAUAGAUCCUAUUUCAACUGGGGUUGAAAUAGACAACAUUUCAAAAACGACAUCUACCUCACCCGUACCUGUGCAAACAAUUGAAUCAUUGUCAGCAGACAUUGAUGGACAUUCACCGGGUAUUAGUAAAAAUAAUAGUAAUAAUUCUCAUCAUCACAAUCAUCAUCAUCAUGACAACAGUAGAAUCUGGAUUAUGAAAGAAUCACCCCCUCAUGGUGAUGCUGAUAACUGUAUUGAUGACAGUGAUAUUAAUAGACCGUCUGGCGGAGAAAUUGCUGGAGUAUCUCGAACUACAAUAAAUACAGAAGACAAUACGGAUGUAAAUGAUGUCGUUUUUGCAGAAGAAGCUAGCCAUCAAUUAUUACUUGAGCAGCUUGCAGUAUUGAGAGCUGAAAAGGGCAAAUUACAUCACGAAACGGAAAUGCUGAAGCUGAAAAAAAAUAAACUUAAAUUACAAAUCGAUUGUUAUACUAAUGAAUUAAGUAAACAAGAGAUGGAAAAAGAAAAAUUGAGGCUGGAAAUAAAAUUACUCAAGUCAAAAGUUGUUGAGGACGCUAAUGAAUCACUUAAUGAUGUUUCUCAUUACAUAUUUGUACCUUAAUCCGGUGUUAUUUUAUUUAAAUAUUUUAUUAUUCAAAAGUGUAAAUAAUUUUGGUUACAUCUACUGUUAGAUUUAUUAUUAUUAUUGUUUACUAUUAAUUAUUAUUAUUAUUAUGUGUAUUAAUUAUAAGCUUAUUUAUAGUAUUGUAAAGAAAAAUAAAGAAAAUGUUUUUUUAAAUGUCUGAUGACUACUACAUGUGAGACUUAUGCAUUUUUCAUCAGCUGAUUAUUAAUAUAUGAUUAUAUAUUUUUAUUGUGAAAUGCGACUAUAAAAUAUUUUUAAAAAAGUGAAAAUAGAUAAAUUUAUUUAAUCGUAUUUUUUAAUCAUGCAAAAGUAUGUCGCGGUUACAAAAAGUUAAGCGCGGGUAAUACAAUAAAUGAUUUGCCAGGAAAUGAUUGUAUUCUUUG